Messenger RNA from Nakaseomyces glabratus, 573 nucleotides. RefSeq names its product bis(5'-adenosyl)-triphosphatase (gene HNT2). Gene Ontology annotation, molecular function: catalytic activity. The record is from RefSeq and is a predicted model, not a curated record. NCBI's taxonomy places the organism in Eukaryota, Fungi, Ascomycota, Saccharomycetes, Saccharomycetales, Saccharomycetaceae.
AUGAGUGGGUCUACACCUAUAUACUUUAGCAAAUUUCUCGUGACAGAACAAGUUUUCUUCAGGACGAGGUUCAGUUAUGCCCUCGUAAACUUGAAGCCCAUUACUAAAGGCCAUGUACUAGUCGUUCCCUUAAGAUCUCAAGUUGUACAGCUAUCACAACUUACCCCUCAAGAAAACGCUGAUUAUUUCAAUACAGUGCAACUAAUACACCAGUUUAUGAAGUGGGUAUAUAAGGCCCAAGCAGUUAAUAUUGCAAUACAGGAUGGACCAGAAGCUGGCCAAUCAGUACCUCAUCUACAUACCCAUAUAAUACCAAGGUAUAAAGAAAACAAUAUUGGCGAUAAGGUGUACGAACGCCUAGAUGACUGGGAUCUCAGAAGAGAUGAGUAUAUGAAGGCUCGUGACAUGAAUGAGGAAGGAACAAACCUACGACCAGACCAGGAUGACGUUAGAAUUGCCCGAUCAAUGGAAGAAAUGAAGAAAGAAGUGGACUUUUUGAAGGCUCAAUUAGAGGAAUUUUUAAGCAACCAUUGCGAUGUGAAGAAGUGGCUGCCUACAGACGCCAGACAAUAA